Messenger RNA from Clupea harengus (Atlantic herring), 2457 nucleotides. It is a transcript of the gene snx4, whose product is annotated as sorting nexin 4. Gene Ontology annotation, cellular component: early endosome membrane; SNARE complex; plasma membrane. The record is from RefSeq and is a predicted model, not a curated record. Gene Ontology annotation, molecular function: phosphatidylinositol-3-phosphate binding. Gene Ontology annotation, biological process: protein transport; positive regulation of autophagosome assembly. Lineage: Eukaryota; Metazoa; Chordata; Actinopteri; Clupeiformes; Clupeidae.
AUGAAAUCAGAACUGCGCAUGCGGUGAGGUGGACACAAGUCAGAAUGAUGGCGGAUACGGGAAGCGAAGAAGUAGCGGUGAUUGGAAAUACCGACCUCACUCCUGGGGAGAUAGAAAACAACAUGAAAAACACGAUGGGUGAAAAGGGGACCCUCCUUUUUAGGAAGAUGGAGAUCAAUGUAGCAGAAGCAGAAAAGAGAACGGUGAAGAAUGCCGUCAACAUGCAGGAGACCUACACUGUUUACCUCAUCGAGACACGCCCGGCGGAUGCUGCCUCUGAGGGGACCAACCCCGCUCCAGAUUCCCUGUGGAGACGCUAUAGUGAAUUUGAGAUCCUCCGAAACUUCUUACUCGUUACCUACCCCCACUUGGUUGUCCCUCCUCUUCCAGAGAAGCGGGCAGAGUUUGUGUGGCACAAGCUGUCAGCAGAUAACAUGGACCCGGACUUUGUAGAGAGGCGCCGGGUCGGCCUGGAGAACUUCCUGCUCCGGGUGGCAUCCCAUCCCAUCCUGUCCACCGACCACGUCUUCUUCACCUUCCUCACCGAGGAAGACGGCUGGAAGGAAAUGGUGUUUGAGACAGGAUUUCAGGCAAAGGCGGAUUCAAGGUUGAAGGCUCUGAAUGCGACGUUCCGGGUGAAAAACCCAGAUAAGAGGUUUGCUGAAAUGAAGCACUAUAGCGAUGAGCUGCAGUCUGUCAUCUCCCAGCUGUUGCGAGUCAGAGCGAGGGUAGCUGAUCGCCUCUAUGGAGUAUACAAAGUGCAUGGGAAUUACGGCAGAGUCUUCAGUGAGUGGAGUGCCAUAGAGAAAGAGAUGGGGGAUGGACUGCAGAGUGCUGGCCAUCACAUGGACGCCUAUGCAGCAUCAGUGGAUGACAUCCUUGAGGAGGAAGAACACUAUGCGGACCAGCUCAAAGAGUACCUCUUCUACACCGAGGCUCUGAGGGCGGUGUGCAGGAAGCAUGAGCUGAUGCAGUUUGAGUUGGAGAUGGCAGCACAGGACCUGAGUACCAAGAAACAGCAGCAGGAGGAGCUCGCCACAGGGACGGUGCGCACCUUCUCGCUGAAGGGGAUGACCAGUAAGCUCUUCGGCCAGGAGACCCCCGAGCAGAGAGAGGCCAAGAUGAAAGCUCUGGAAGGGCAGAUUCAGGAGGAUGAGGAUGCCCUCAAAGACAAGAAUACAGAGUGCGAUGAUUUUGUAAGAGGCGCCUGGUUGGACAUUGAGAGGUUUAAGGAUCAGAAGAACCAUGACCUGAAGGAGGCUUUGAUCAGCUACGCCAUCAUGCAGAUCAGCAUGUGCAAAAAGGGGAUACAAGUGUGGACCAAUGCAAAAGAGUGCUUCAACAAAAUGUGAUGCUCCCAUGUACAUUCCGGACCAGACUGCUCAGAGAUCAGUCCAUCUCACCUGUACGCCUUGAACUGCCAUGGUGAUUGGCACCCACAUCCACUACCCAGGACCUUCACAACACACCACAGCACCCAGGCGCAGAGCAUGAGUGCUUUUUUCUAAUGUUUAACACUAAGAAUGAGAAAAUAAUUUUGAAGCAAAAAAUCCAUUGUUUUAUUUAUUGUCUGCCAAAGCUGCCUGUGGCCUUAAUUUAACCAGAUGCCUUAGUAGCCACCCAUGCCGAUUCAUUUAAUAGCCUCUUUAAAGUGCUUUUUACAAGAUUUCUUUUGCCAAACAUCAAGGACUUGAUAACAUAAUGAGGACACUUGCCUGAAGUGGACUUUCUCUAUUUUCUUCUUCUAGAUUUUUAUGAGGUUUUCAGAAUUGUCAUCCAACUGUUUUGGGUGACAAUCAUAUCUUUUUUUUUUCAUGCUUUCAUCAUUCCUUUUUUGAUGUUUUAUUAUACACUCUUCCAAGCAUUUUCCUAUUCUGCACCAUAUCGUCUUUUUUCACAGAAUUGGCAGCGCAGACACACGACUGAAUGAUUUGAUUCAUCCGUUGUGAGUGUUGGUAGUGAUUGCCUUGCUUUGGCUGGACCGCUCAUCAUAAAGAUAACAGUUUGGUGAAAUUCCACUCGACACUAUUCCCUGUGCUUUUUUUUUUUCUUUCUGUUUUUCACCUCAUCUGGAAUGCAUCUCCUCCGUUGAAAUUAGACCGGGGUGUAAAGUGAUCUUAAUCACCUAUACAGAGGAGUCAAUGUUCCGUCUCCGAUUUCCUGAGAAAACAGAGCUUCAACAUGCAGUCGCAAGAGAGUGUUGCGAAGCCGGACCCCGCACUAUGCUAACCAGCCUCCACAAACAGCCCUGUUCACCUCAAGCCUUACUGAAGGCGAAGGUGUCUGCUCCAUCCUCGCCCACUGCCACAAGAGAGUGCCUGCCUGGCAUUCAUCACCACAGCGUUAAGUACUUUUUACAGUACUUUUUAACCAGUUUGGUUCACACUUUCACAAUGUUCACACUUUUGAAACCACAAACUUUCUUUUAUAUGGCUUCAUUAAAUGGAAAAAAUAUAA